UAUAAUUUCUCCAGGUUCAGCUGUGCCGAAAAAUUAGGUUGGAAAGUCGCUUAUAUCUACCUCUCAUCAGGGGGAAAUAUUUUCAACGAGUAUGAAAAAAGAGUGACAGAAUGUCUGUUAAUGCAAUUGGUCACAUAUUACGACGUCUAAAAAUUUCUCGUGGAGGAAUUACUGCGUUGAACUACACGACAUCAUGUGCCGCUCAAAACCCCCCUGGGGAGACGAUUCCCCCCCUCGACAUGAAGUAUUUCUCAUUCACUCCAAAUCUCCGAUCCCCCCUGAGUCCCCACCUUAAGACCUUAGAGUUUCCCCUCCAGGGGAGUUUCCCCUGGAAGAUAAUAGAAACCCCUCCAAGACCCACGUACACCAUAACGGACCUGCCGAAGACCCGAAUCAUCCCAUUAACAGACAAAAUUCCCGACAAUUCCCUGGAGAUGCCCUCGGAACACAUAAUCGAGAAGCAAGCAGCUCGACUGAUCGUCAUCAGACGCCGCAAGAUGCGUCGUCAUAAGCUCAGAAAGCUCCGCAAGAGGAUGAAGUUCAUCCGGAGGAAGUGGAGGCAGAGGAGAGAGCUGAAGAAGGAAAAGGCAUUUCAGGCUGAACUGAUAGCCCAGAUAAAGGAGGCUGAGUCGUUCGACGCCAGGGGCUACGUUGAUUCGAGAUUGCAAAUCCUCGAUAACGUGAGAAUACCGAGCAAAUGGCGAGGGGAAGUCCUUCCCGAGAAUAUGAUUAGACAAUUUUUGAAGGAAAAAGAGGAGAGGAGAUGGAAAAAACUGAAUCGUCCAAAAAUUACUCUCGAUUGAAUUCUGGCGAUUAUGUAUGAAAGAUUAUGUUAGAGAAACGAAUGAAUAAAAAAAAUGGUAAAAAGGUAAAUGUA
Diachasma alloeum is the source of this 877-nucleotide messenger RNA. RefSeq lists its product as uncharacterized. The transcript has 2 exons. Bases 111 to 803 code for a protein of 230 amino acids. Lineage: Eukaryota; Metazoa; Arthropoda; Insecta; Hymenoptera; Braconidae. Gene Ontology annotation, biological process: mRNA processing. Gene Ontology annotation, cellular component: mitochondrion. The record is from RefSeq and is a predicted model, not a curated record.